UUAACCCAUUGAAGUACACUGGGAACUCCUAGCAAAUGGACAAAUUUAAAUUCUAUAAUUUGCCAAAAAAAAAAGUUUUAGUUAAAGGAUUAAUUUGGUCAAUGCUUGUCACUGUACUUCUCAGAGCUGACUUUAGUAUAGGGGUUGGGGGCCCUUAGGGAAUAAGAAGUGAGGGGGGUGUUCUCUUGUGGUGCAGCAGGUUAGGGAUUGGUCAUUGUCACUGCAGUGGCUUGGGUCGUUGCGGUGGUGCAGGUUUGGUCUCUAGCCUGGGAACUUCCACAUGCCAUAGGUGCAAUCAAGAAAAAAAACAGAAGUAAGGAGGCCCAGUGACAAAGCUCUUGGAUCCCCACCUCUAUCAGUAUAAAAGCUCAAUUUUUAUCUCUUUUUACACCCAAGAGUUCAGUCAAGGAAGUGAUUUCUCUGGCUGAAAAUAAUUUGAGAAUUACCUAUACAUAUAGCCAAGACCACUCGUUUCAUAAAUGACUAAGACAAAUGCCAAUUCUUAAUUUAGUGAUGGGCCUGGAGGCAGACCUUGGAGCACAUCUUUCUUCCCAGUGCUCUUACUCUCAGGGAACAAGUCAGGUGAGGAUUUUUUUUUUUUUUUUUUUUGAGUGACCAUAAGGAGAAACCAAUGAAGCCGAAAUUAGUGUGAGACGAGAUGUAAAUGAUGUACUGGAAAUAAAAACAUCAUCUACCAUUGUACUCCUUUCUUGAUACUGUUUCUAGUCAUACUGAGGAAUAAUUUCAUCAUCCAGCACAAGAAAGCGGUCAUGGGGGGAAGGUGAAAAGGCUUAGCUCCAUUUCCUUAUGUCACCAAAUAUAUUGCUAUUAAGAUUGAGAGAAGUAAAGCUUUCAGUAAGAUACUUGGUGAAAACUUGCUGACAUUAAUGACUCAAAAUCUCAGAGAGACUGCAAGGAAAAUGGUGUCAUCACUGUCAUUCAAGACACUUAAGAUGAAAUUUCAAAAGAAGGCUGUCAGGCAUAAUGACUGCCAGGUUCUAUUAUAUCAUCCUCAGAGGGUGGAUCACACAUACUACUAUGCAGCCUGUGGGUGGCUGAUAUCGAAGUUUGAAAGGGAGCUAGCUGCACAGAGAGGAGCGCAGGUGGGCGUAGGACCCAUGGGGGCUCUUCACAACCAGGAGACUCACCAGUGACAAUCACACAGUGACUUGGGGUAAAGCUAUGAUCCACAGCCUGGUCUUUCCUCUUGCUUGGAUGUGCUGAAACUUGACCUCAUCAAGACAGCUCAACAAGAUCAUGCUCUUAGUUACAGAGAACAGACUUGUGGUAGCCAAGGUUGGCAGAGGAGUGGGUGAAGAAAGAGUGGGAGUUCGGGAUCAGCAGAUACAGACUAGUGUCUAUAGGAUGGACAAACAAUAAGAUCCUACUGCAUAGCAUAGGGAGCUAUUUUUAACACCUGUGAUAAACCAUAAUGGAGAAGAACAUGAAAAAGAAUAUCUAUAACUGCUGUACAGCAGAAAUUAACACAUUGUAAAUCUACACUUCAAUAAAAUUAAAAAGAAAGAAAGAUCAUGCUCUUGGUACUGAACAAAACUCAGGACAGUCUAAGCUACAAAUGGUAGUGCCAGCUGACUAACUGGUCAUGAGAACCUUCCUCUCCAGUAACCAGAGGACCAUCCCUGAUGCAUUCCAGCACAGAGAGACCUGCAAAUCCCAGGCCAUCAUCAGAAGGCAGCUGUACAGAAUGGGGUCCACGCCCUUGUUCCCAACCUUGACUGUACAUUGCAAUCACCUGGGGGCGAUUCUACACUGAGGCCAUACACAGAAAUCAAAUAAAUCUAAAUCUCAGGAUUGGGACCCACACAUCAGCAUUUUUAAAAAUCGCAAGUGAUUCCAAUGAGCAGCUGAGAACAACUGGGUUAGGGCAAAGAGGUCAUUCAGGCCACAGUGAGGCUUUAGGCUUCAUUGUUUCCACACAGAGAUCCAUGGUGGGCAUGUCAUAGACCAGCAGAUUUUUUUUUUUAACUUGAAACAGAUAUAGGUUUGCCAAUUAUAUAAGUUGCCAAGCAAGGACAUUAAAAAUUUAACUACCAUUAUUUCAUUAAAGAAAGGAAGUCUUACAAAAAUUAGGAAGGAUCCAAUUUCAGAAUAAAAGAUGAACUCGCUGUGUUGUAUUUAUUUUUCUCAGGUUUCUACAGAUCAGGGAAAACUUCACUAUAGACUGAUGCAAACUUAAAGCUGAUGUGAUCCCCUUGCUGUCCACACCCCCAGUCAGAGCUUUGCUUCUUGGACAGCUUUAUGUACAUUUGGCUGGGUUUGUUCAUUAAACCAAUGUCCUAUGCUAACUACCCCUCUGCUACUACGUCUUUUCUUUUCUCUAGAGGUAUUAAUUGUAUUGAUUAAGUUGUAGGUAACUUCUGCUUCCAGGCUUGGACAUGUUCUGUCUCCUCCAAUUACAGAAUAUGCUGACUGAAUAAGCUCUCUGUAGACAUUUUAAUGUUUCCAGAAUGGGUGUGGCAUGUGUACCCCCACAUAACCACUUCCUGGGGACAAUAGAUCCCCCCUUGUUUUGCUAAUGGACAAUGUUGGCAAUCACUCUAAAUUCAGUGGCGAAUUCAUUGGGAAGCCAAGUAACCUGUGAUGAGUCGUUUGUUCUAUGUGCCAAGUUCCACAAAAUAAAAAGACUCACUUAUGUCGUAACUAAUUUUGAAUGCCUCUUUGGACUCCUGCAUGUGCCCUGUCCUUCUGUAGCCUUGGUUUUACACCUCCCCUCCUGCCCUGAAGGGACAGUGACCUCUUGAAUUGGGUCUGUAUUUUGUUGUCUAUCUUCAAUAAGACAGCCUCUGGCAAUGACUAAAAGAAGGCAGCUUUUAGAUUAAACCUCAAAAGUUCUCCUCAGAGUGCUUUUAACCUAGAGACUCAUUUAUGCCAAUAAUGGUGUAGAAUCUUCACUUAUUAACUUUUUCUAAGAUGGAUCAAGAGACUAGAAACUAGCAGAAACACAUGAUUUGACCAACUGUGAAAGUUCUGUUUGCAAAUGUCUAUGUUUCCUGAGCACCCACAACCAAUGUAAAACUAAAGAUGAGCCACUGGGCCCUGUUGCUCCCAGCCCGCCCUAACCCAAACUGAAGAGCGUGUCAUCUCUCCAAGGUCAAGGGCUGCGACAACUGGCACAUAAACUUCAGAAUUACAAGACCUGGAUUUGAAUCCAGUUCUCCUAUGCUUGUGGGCAAGUUGUUUGCUCAUUCUGAGCCUCAGUUGCCUUAUCUACGAAAUGGGGAUAUCACCACGAUCUGCUUCAUUAUCACCUAUAUGUUAAUUGUGAGAAUUAAUUUCGGUAAAACACUUAGAAAAGUAUCAGACAUACCAAUUUCUUACUAAAAGUUCACCUUGUAGCUCAGAGUCCAGCACAAUAACGUGGUAUAGACGUUCAGCAAAUGCGCACACACACACACACACACACACACACACGUGCAUGAGCGCCUGCUAUACUUGCAAAAAGAGAAAUGUCACUGGAAAUGCAGAGUUAAAAAGCUGUCACUGAAUUCUGAACUUCAGUUUUCAGAUCUUGACAAUUUAACCAAAUGCACUUUGCUGCUUAAUCUUGUUCCUGCCUUUCUCUCUUGUCUCUCUGACCCAUUACCUCUGCUGGGAUCCUCGCUUUUCAGUGAUGAAUUCUUAGAGCCUUCCAUCUGACCACAAUCCAUUAUUACCAUGAUAAUGCCUUUGUCUUCGUUACAGAUUCUGGUAUUUCUCAGAUCCAGAACCACAAUCCCUUGCCAUUGCCCCAAAGUAGCCAGAUGUUUUAAGGGAAAUUUAGAUAUUUGCACCUGCAUCUCCAUAUUUUUUGUGUGCCAGCAAAAAACUGAAUCAAAUUCUCUAUCAACACACUGGUUCCAAAUCAUGGAUCUGAGAUAAAAGGUGUUAGGAUCCCCAGUGGUUGGAAUAUGGAACUUCAUAUCCAUGCAGACCCCAUUUCAGUCCAAUAUUUUGUCCUGUGACAAUGAAUAUUUUUCAGAAUCAAUUAAUUGCAUAUAUGUUAAUUGCAUACAUAUAAUUGCAUAUGUAUAGUCAAUUAAUAGUCUUCCUACCUCUGCCAAAACUCCUCUUAUCUCCCCACCCAAAACAAAAACACAUCAAUAAAUGCACUUCUCAAGUUGCUGAAAAUUUACCAUAGAAGCCAAGCCUAUUUCUGAAAGUUUCAACUCACCCAAUCAGACAAAAGGCAGAGGAAAGGGGAGGCAUUUAUCAAGUUACACGGAGGACUUCAUCUGUUACCUUAGACUCUGUUACCAAGGGACAGAAGAGGAGAUACUUGAAGGCAGUUAGAAAGUUUUAUUUUACAGAUUCUUAGUCCAAAGAUUUCCAAUUAGAAGCAGCAGCCGAAAAGGAGAAAAAAGCAAGUAAGCGUGAUGAAGCUGCCUGCAUCCUGGCAUUCUGACCUUUAACCUGGUGAGAAACACCGUCACUGGUGAAACUGCCUAUACAGCUGGGAUCUGUCCUUUCAGCUUCCACAAUAAAUGCAGUCAAAGGGGCAGUCACUUCUCAUCGGUCACAAAGGGUCUUGUUUUUGAAGCUCACCCUCACAGAAGCCAUUUUUCAUCAUGCCAAACCAACAGAAGAAAGUCAUUUUUUGCAUGGCUGGGGUGUUAAGCUUCUUGUGUGCCCUCGGAGUUGUGACAGCCCUGGGGACCCCUCUGUGGAUCAAAGCCACCUUCUUCUGCAAAACUGGGGCUCUUCUCGUCAACGCUUCAGGACAGGAGCUGGACAAGUUCAUGGGCGAGAUGCAGUACGGGCUUUUCCAUGGAGAAGGCGUGAGGCAGUGCGGGUUGGGAGCCAGGCCUUUUCGGUUUUCAUUUUUCCCAGAUUUGCUCAAAGCAAUCCCAGUGAGUAUCCACGUCAAUGUCAUUCUCUUCUCCACAAUCCUUAUCGUUUUAACGCUGGUGGGGACAGCCUUCUUCAUGUACAAUGCUUUCGGCAAGCCCUUUGAGACACUGCACGGUCCACUGGGGUUGUAUCUUUUGAGCUUCAUUUCAGGCUCCUGUGGCUGUCUUGUCAUGAUAUUGUUUGCUUCUGAAGUGAAAAUACACCACCUCUCAGAAAAGAUCGCAAAUUAUAAAGAAGGGACGUAUGCCUACAAAACGCAAAGUGAAAAAUACACCACCUCAUUCUGGGUGGUAUUCAUUUGCUUUUUUGUUCAUUUUUUGAAUGGGCUUCUAAUACGACUUGCUGGAUUUCAGUUCCCUUUUGCAAAAUCUAAAGACACACAGACAACUAAUGUAGCUGCAGAUCUAAUGUACUGAAACACAUACAUUUUGGUAGUUUUCACCGUAAGGGGGUGGACUGGCUUUGGUCAUUUGGAUAUGGUUAAUUCUGUCCAUCCUUUUAGACACACAAAUGAAAGCACCAAAUCCUCGGUGAUAAUGUUACAAACUGUAUACUAAGGAUACAGGCUGGAAAGUAAGAGGAGCAGAAAGAAAAAUUUGGAAAGUUAUUUAACCUGGUGGGAAAAUGCUUCACCUGGGUUGUCAAGACAGUUGACUAGAAUGGACAAAUUGCUACUCCACAUCCACACCAGAGUGCAAAAAUGCCCGCUCCAUCAGGGAGGAAUCGAAAGGCAUGGGGAAUAUAUUUUACUACAAACAAACACUAUUUCUGAUAUAGCCAUACAUUUGUUGCCACAGGCACCAGCAAACAGACUUGAAACUGCUUUCCUAAAAUGAUACUGCAUUAAAUGAGCAUUGACAAAAAUAUAUCAACACGCUUUUUUAAAAAGUCAUUUAAAGUACAAUCUUACUAUCCAGACCCGUUGAUGAAAAUUUGUAAAACUCUAAAAGGAAAAAAGAAGAAACACAGUACUUUCAACAGACAUGAUUGCUGGGACUUCUGAGGAAUCGUGAAAAAUGAUCCUUCCCAGUAAAUUUGAUACAAAAUGAUUCGGUGGGGCUGUUGCCUCUAACUUUAGUGCCUUCAAGCACUAAUUCCCAAUUAUGAUAAUUAUAUGACAUUCUGGGAUUACGAUAGUAUCACUGUGUCAUCUUGAUUUUUGGUCUGUCACAGAGCAUGACCCAGGGUGAUUUUUUUUCCCCCAAAUUACCCAUGAAAUUGUUCUGCAGCUGACCAAACAAAGGCCACACUGAGCCUGGAACUGACCCCUCCUCUGUCCUCCACCCGCUGCCCGCCAAAAAAACACUCAGGAAGAGGCAGAGAAAGACAAAGAACAAACCACCAGGCCCCUCAUCACAGCUGCUUGGUCACUCAGCCCCUAUCCAAGAAGUUUUGAAAGUGCUCAUUUAAAAAACAAACAAACAAACAACCAACCUACUUCUUCUUUUUUGGAAUAAUUGACAAGAUACAAACAACUGUUUGUAUACCCAAAAAACAGCUUGCUCUGAUGGUGAUCUGCAGCCCAGAGGCUGACAUCAGAUCACACACUGCCUUUCCAGAUGUUAGCCUCUCUACCUUCAUUAGGAAAUAUACCUGGAGAAUUUCUGGAAGCCCACAAGUCAGUCUAGUGAUUUAAUAAAGAGCUGGUGGAGUUCAGUGCUGGAAGUCUUUGUGAAACAGUUAAACAGGGAAGCAUCUCAUGGUCCCACCUGCUCCCUCACACUGGAAUGGGCAGGAAACACUUUAGGAAUGAUCAGGCCACCAGGGUAAUUGGCUUGAGAUCCCAGAAGGCCCCCACAGUCUCAUCUGAGUCCUUCCCCUCUGUCUCUGUCUCAGAAUUUUGAAAAGCUUCUAACACCAAGCUUUCAUCUUUAGAAAACACCUCACUGGUUGUUCUCUGUUCUGUAAACAGAGAAAACUCAGAGCAGCGGCUGAAAAUCUGGCCACAGCCUAACAGGCCAACUAACGAUGUUCCCUGAUGGGAAGCAAAGGCAGGGCUGCUGGUCCCUGCGAACUGGGUCACACACAGAAAUAACGAGAUACAACCUGGGCCCACGGUGGACAGCACUUAAGCUGCCUCCCCCGCUUCUCUCAGAUGAAAAGUUUGUCUCACGUGGACUGCGAGUAACCCUGACAAGACGGAUGAGAUGGGGCCGUUCUCUGUGCCUCUCUCUCUCUCCCUCUGAGGAUCGGAGGCCCCGGGAUGACUAUCAUCUUCAUGAUCGCGCUGUGUCCCAUCUCCUGCCCCAGGUGGCAGCUGCGAUCUCACAUUCUUAUGGGGACGCGGGGCCCCCUGGUGGCUCUGGGGCGGUAAACACAGUGCCACGGUCGGGAGCGCCUUUCCGGUUUCCUUCCGCACUCUCGGCAGGAACCUCAGCGGUCACUCUGCUGCGGGAGAGAAGAGGAGGAAUCUGCCAAAGCCGGCUCCUUCGGGGCACAGCCAGCAGUGGACGGGCACUGGAGCAGGAGGAGGCUUCAUCACUGACCACGUGCAGACGGGGUGGGGGGCGCUUUCCCUCUGUGCGCACUUUGCAUUUUACGAAGGUCUUUUACUCUCAGGGUCCCACCUGCUCCUUCAAAGCAGCUGCCCUCAGGUCACUUUACCAGCAUUCAAGGCGGAGCAGUUUGGCUGGCGCCUCACACAAUCCUAGGGCAAUUCCUAUCCUCUCCAGAGACCCGUUUACAGUGGAAAGGGGCUGCUUCUCAAAGCUCUGGUGGAAGGAGGAGGGGUCCACACUGGCAGCACCAGGAUACACCAACUAGGAUGGGCCCAC
Molecule: messenger RNA, 7622 nt
Organism: Sus scrofa (pig)
Lineage: Eukaryota; Metazoa; Chordata; Mammalia; Artiodactyla; Suidae
Gene: CLRN1
Product: clarin 1
Biological process (GO): sensory perception of sound; equilibrioception
Source: RefSeq, a predicted model, not a curated record